This is a messenger RNA of Aspergillus heteromorphus CBS 117.55, 1512 nucleotides long. It is a transcript of the gene cox15, whose product is annotated as cytochrome c oxidase assembly protein cox15. Gene Ontology annotation, molecular function: oxidoreductase activity, acting on NAD(P)H, heme protein as acceptor. The record is from RefSeq and is a predicted model, not a curated record. Gene Ontology annotation, biological process: heme A biosynthetic process. Gene Ontology annotation, cellular component: mitochondrial inner membrane. Bases 1 to 1512 code for a protein of 503 amino acids. Lineage: Eukaryota; Fungi; Ascomycota; Eurotiomycetes; Eurotiales; Aspergillaceae. The transcript is spliced from 2 exons.
AUGGCAUUCCUGGGGCCUUCCGCGCCCUUAUUCCGGAGACUUGCUCCCCGGCUGUCGAGGGAGCUCUUCACCUGCCGUCAAUGUCUCUCGCGCACCCCGAAUCCUGCGACUGCGACUGCGACCAAGUCCGCCUUCCGCCGCCAGUUCUCCGCGCUGCCCCUCGCCCAGAAUGCCAACACCAGAGCCAAUUCCGCCCUUCAGGCCAGAGCUAGGAAGCUUUUUGCUUCUAGUCUGAGGAGAAAUGCCUCGGGAUCUGCUGCUGCCGCGGAAGGCGCUGCGAAGGCGAAAUCCAGCUUUCCGGAUGUGAGCGACAAGAAAGUCGCCUACUGGUUGCUGGCCAGCACGGCCAGCGUUUUUGGUAUCGUUGUCUUUGGCGGUCUGACCCGGUUAACUGAGUCAGGUCUGAGUAUCACCGAAUGGCGCCCCGUCACCGGAUCCCUCCCCCCCAUGAACGCCGAACACUGGGAAGCCGAGUUCGCCAAGUACCGCGCAUCCCCUGAAUUCCAGCUCCUCAACCCGCAUAUGACCCUCUCCGAAUUCAAGUCGAUUUACUACAUGGAAUGGAUCCACCGUCUUUGGGGCCGCUUCGUCGGCAUCUCGUUUGUGCUCCCGGCCAUAUACUUCGUUGCGAGAAAGCAGGUUAGCAAGCCCAUGGCUCUGCGCCUGGCCGGUAUUGCAGGCUUGAUUGGAUUCCAGGGAUUUAUCGGAUGGUGGAUGGUCAAGUCCGGCCUGAAGGACGACCUCUUCGCCCCUGGUAGCCACCCCCGUGUCAGCCAGUACCGCCUGACGGCGCAUCUGGGUGCCGCCUUCGUCUGCUACAGUGCUAUGCUGUGGAACGGUCUUGCUAUCCUGCGCUCCCACCGCCUUCUCGCCGACCCGGAGGCCGGAAUCAAGCUCUUGGACGCGCUGCGUGACCCCAAGCUCAAGAUCUUCCGUCGCUCCGUGGCCGCAUUGGCUGCUCUGGUUUUCGUGACUGCCAUGUCCGGCGCCCUUGUCGCCGGCCUGGAUGCCGGUCUUAUCUACAACGAGUUCCCCUUCAUGGGCAAUGGUCUGGCACCUCCCAAGGCGGAACUUUUCGAUGAGCGCUACUCCCGCCACGAGGACCGAUCGGACCUGUGGUGGAGAAACAUGCUGGAGAACCCCUCCUUGGUGCAAUUGGACCACCGGACUCUGGCUAUGACCACCUUCACCAGCAUCAUGGCUCUCUGGGCGUACACGCGUCGCUCUCCCACGAUGCAGCGUCUCUUGCCCCGGGCUGCGAAGAAGGGUAUGCACGGAGUGGUCGGCUUCGCCUGCCUGCAGGUCGGUCUCGGUAUCUCGACCCUUCUCUACCUCGUUCCUACGCCUCUGGCUUCUGCCCACCAGGCGGGCAGUAUAUUCCUGCUCACCUGGGUGCUUGUCCUGGGAAGCCGUGUCUGGCACCCGUCCCGGACGGCCAAGCUGCUUCAGAUGGCGGUCAAGGCCCGUGGACAAGCUGCUUCCAGCGCAACCCAUGCCCCUCGCCGGCUGUAA